Molecule: messenger RNA, 3174 nt
Organism: Scedosporium apiospermum
Lineage: Eukaryota; Fungi; Ascomycota; Sordariomycetes; Microascales; Microascaceae
Exons: 5
Coding region: 1-3174 (1057 amino acids)
Molecular function (GO): protein binding
Source: RefSeq, a predicted model, not a curated record
AUGCAAAGAGCCAUGCACUACAUUGUGUAUUUCGGCAUCCCACUUUUGAUUUCGUUACUUUACGAACUAGGCACGAAGAGCAUUCCGAACCGACUCGACCCCGCCCAAGCCCCAAAGUCGAGGUUUGGGCUUGUCCCGUACGUGAAUUGGGUUACCGAUUUCCUUUCCGACGACCUCCCUCCAGCGAUCCGUUCCGAUGUCCGCUUGUUCUUUUACAACUAUGACUCGUAUUGGGAGAGGGCGGCGGUGUACACGCGACUUCAGACCCUGGGAAACGAUUUGCUCGAGCAUAUUCUGAAUAGCCGUGUGUCCGAAGCAGAGCGAGGCCGAGGCUUGAUCUUCGUGGGAUACAGCUAUGGGGGUCUCGUAAUCAAGCAGGCACUCGUUCACCGCAAAGUUAACCAAAGGCUAAGCCACAUUGCUGAAAAUACCAAGGCGAUUCUGUUCUUGGGCACGCCUCAUCGUGGAUCGAGUUUCGGCUGGUGGGGUUGGCUAAAGGCCAAGAUUCUCGUACCUAAGGGUUCCAAUCCUUUAAUACUAGCCAACCUCGGGUACGACUCACUCCCAUUGCUCGAUCUCCAUAGAGAUUUCGAAGGCGCAGUUCCAGACAGCUUGCGCGUGAUCAACUUUUUCGAGCAGCGACCCGUGUGUGUUACUGAGCAAUCCGCGACUUAUGGGGCAUUGCCAAGGGUUGAAAACCUUGGCCUCCCCGUCAACCACUACCAACUCAACAAGUUUGCGUCAAGAAACGAGCACUACCACAGGCUACUUUCGAAGAUCGUCGACAUCGCAACAGCCUCGGUUAAGCCAGUCAAACGCCACUACAUCGUUCCGGUCGACCCUGUACACUCGUAUAUCCAGCGAGACGGACUAUGGAAGGAACUUGAGACAAAAUUACAGAUCCGGCAUGAAGCUGCGAGUAUUCCAUAUGCAGUUGCUAUUCAUAGGUUGGGCGGAGCGGGCAAAUCCCAGCUAGCAAUGAAGUAUGCGGAAAGCAAUAAGGAUCGAUAUAACGUAAUACUCUGGAUUGACGCGACGGAUGAACGUACUGUGCGGUCUAGUUUCAGACGAUGCUUGACGGAGCUCGAGCUCCCGGUGGUCCAAAACGAGAGGCAGGGCUCGGCUCUUAGAGAUGACGAGGCUAUCCAGAGCGUGCUAAGAUGGCUUCGCAGCCGAACACACCCAACCGAUGGAUGGCUUGUUAUCUUUGACAAUGCUGAUGAUCUCAGUUGGGGAAUAAGAGAAAUAAUACCGAAAGGAAGCCAAGGACGUGUGAUCAUUACUAGCCAGGACGAGCGCAGCCGAAUGCUCAUUCCAGGGGGCUGUGAGCAGAUCCAUGUUGGUGUUAUGUCGCCUCAGGAAGGGACAGCACUUUUGCUCCGGCACCUCGGCCUGGAUGUCGAGUCCGCCCCGGCAAAGGUCCAAGUUCGCUGUGGUGAGGUGGUACAAAAGCUUGGCCACUUGGCACUCGCUAUUGAUCUUGCAGGUGCUUAUAUUGGCAAUGAUCCGGUUCCAGAGGCGGCUCUAGUACAGUAUUUAGCCGACUACAACCUGCAUCGCGACGAGCUCUUGAAAAUGGAUGCUUUUCAGGGCCUCUUAGCGACUGAGAAGACAGUAUGGACAGUAUGGGAUACAACGCUCGAAAAGCUGACAAGGAGUCACCCUAAUCUGCAACCUGGUUUCCUGUUAACUUUUCUUGCGCACUUCAAAGGGACCGUGAUUCAGGACGAGAUAUUCCGUCUAGCAGCUCUUAGCAUUCCGCGUCUCGAUUCUCCACUCACUAAUGAAAUACCGACCCAACUUGGGCGAUAUCUCUCAUUAGUCGGAGAAGAAUGGGAUAGUUUUGAAUACCGACAGGGUCGCGAUCUGCUCAUUCGCUACAGCCUCUUGCAACGGGUAGAAGGAGACUGGCCUGGUGUAACUAUGCACAAGCUGGUCCAGUGGCGGGCAAUUAGGAGUGAGACGAGUCAUCCCUGGCAGUGGUGGCAUAUGGUGUUCAUCUCGGCCGCAGGCCACCAGGUUAUGGAGGAAGACCAUCGGCCCGAGUUUCGUCGCCAUCUCGUCGCGCAGCUCGUACACGCCUGUACAGAUUGCCGCGAGGAAGAUACGGAGCAAGGGCAGUUUUACCUAGCCUUGCUUGGCAGGAUUUACCACGCCGAGGGCCGGUGGGAGGAGGCUGAAAAGCUGCUAACGCGGGCAGUAGAAAGUUAUAAGGUAUCGCUUGGGCCCUACAACCAUAACACACUCGUUAGCAUGUCAUAUCUAGCGUCGACAUAUGAGAACCAAGGCCGAUGGGGCGAGGCUGAGAAGUUACAGCUCCAUGUGGUGGAGACUUACAAGGCGACUCUUGGGGCAGGUCACACCAGCACUAUUGCUGGUAUGGCCCAGUUGGCACUGAUAUACAAGAGUCAAGCCCGAUGGCAAGAGGCUGAGAAGUUAGAGGUGCAGGUGAUCCAGGCCUACAAAGUGAAACUUGGAGCCGAUCAUCCUUCUACUCUUACUGGUAUUGCUAACUUAGCAUUAACGCUCUGGUAUCAAGGCCGGUGGCAGGAAGCUGAAGGGCUAGAGGUGCAAGUGUUAGAGUCUCAGAAGGCGACGCUUGGGCCUCACCAUCCCGAUACACUCCAGAGCAUGAACAAUUUAGCUUCAAUCCUCACGGAUCUCCGGCGGUGUCAGGAAGCCGAGGAGCUAUUGAUCCAUGCGAUAGAAGGCUACACAAUGAAGCUUGGUCCUGAUCAUCGAGAUACACUCGCCAGUAUAAACAACUUGGCAUCAGUGUAUUUACAGCAAGGUCGAUGGGAUGAGGCCGAGGGGCCGCUUAGGCAAGUGGCGGAAGCGUACAAGGUGAAAUAUUGGAGUAACCAUCACGAUACCAUCACUAGCCUAAAUAACCUAGCCCUGACGUAUCAGGCGCUGGGCCGGUUGGACGAGGCUGAGGAGUUGCAAGUGCAGGUGCUGGAGGCUUGUAAGAUCACUCUUAGGCCGGACCAUCCUCAUACGCUCCAUACCAUGAGCAGCGUAGCCCACGUGUGGAAAUUGCAAGGCCGGCAUGGAGAUGCAUUGGCACUCCUGAAGGAGUGUUUUUAUAAGCGCCAAGGAGUCCUCGGCCCAGAUCACCCACAUACUCUUGCGACUUCUUCCAUGUUAGAGAAAUGGGCUGCAUUUCAGUACUGA